Molecule: messenger RNA, 1659 nt
Organism: Rhinocladiella mackenziei CBS 650.93
Lineage: Eukaryota; Fungi; Ascomycota; Eurotiomycetes; Chaetothyriales; Herpotrichiellaceae
Exons: 4
Coding region: 1-1659 (552 amino acids)
Cellular component (GO): membrane; endoplasmic reticulum
Molecular function (GO): long-chain fatty acid-CoA ligase activity
Source: RefSeq, a predicted model, not a curated record
AUGUCGACAUCCAGCACAGCCGAAAGACUUGACGCUGCAAUAGCGGAAUUCUUCUCCUCAUGGAAUAUCUUCACCACCAUCCUUGUCAUCAUUCUGGUCAUGGUCCUCACCUAUCCAUUGCUUACGGGUCAGGAACCUGACACUCAUCCGUUUCUCCUGGCCAGACAAGCGCAGGUAGCACCGGUCCGUCAACCCGGUGAGUCGGCUGUCUACCGCGCCAUCGACAUUCCUCAUGGAUAUCCUCUUCGCGCUGGCCUGGGUGUCAAGGACCCUGGCACCCCCAAAUGGAGUUCCGGCCGCCCUGGGGACCUUCGUGAUGUCUGGAGAGCGGCCGUCCGUGGCGCCGUCAAGGAAGACGGUACACCGACGGGUGAAAAGGGCAAGAUCCAGACGGUCCUCGGACGGGAGAAAGUUGUUGAGCACCGCCUUGAUGACUUGACGCUGGGGAUCAAUGUCAUUGGUCAGUACGUAAAACGGAACAACGGCCAGUCUGUGGCCGUGUGCCUUUCGAAUUCGGUGGAAUUGCUAUCGUCAAUCUUCGCUGGCUCGUUCUAUGGCUUCUCGACUAUUCUCUUGCCAUAUGGUGUUCCGCAAGAAAAACUCAACCCGCUAUUAUCCAAGAUCUCGGCCGACCAUGUGAUCGCUGAAGCCGGCACGCUGGACCUUGAUGACCUACAAUCUUCCAACAAGGGCAUCAAAUCCAUCAUCUGGGUCACCAAGCCGGGCAGCUUGCAUAUGAAUUGGUCUGAGGACGCGCCGGCCGGUUACACCAUCGGCUCAUGGCAGGAACUCGUCGAGAAGAAUAAACGAACUACCAACUCCGAAGUCUUGCCUCUGGAUAAAGAUUCUCAGGUUCCCCCCGUGUCGAUGUUCUACCCCACUGCCAGCGGAAGCUAUGACUUGGUCAAGUAUUCAUCCGAGGCCAUCAUCUCCGGCACCGCCGCGCUCCAAGCGACCUUGACCCGAACCCACAAGCUUUCACCAACAGACACGCUCCUCCCCACGACACGCCUCACAGACAGCUACACUCUCUGCUGGACGCUGGCAGCCCUGUACUCGAACGCCUCCCUCUCCCUCAACUCCGUCUCCGGCGACGACAUCGACCUUGUCCACGCUAGUUCCCUCACCAACCCAACCAUCGUCAUCGCCUCACCGCCCACCGUCAAAUCCUACUUGUCGCACCCUGCCACAACCCUCCCCUCUGGCCUCUCGAGAUACAUGUCCACCCGCACCCUCCAAGCCGGCAAUUUACCAGCCAAAUCAGGCGACCCGUCCACAUCUGCACUCUCCAAACUGCGCAUCCUGCUGAUCCCACAAUCCACAACGCUGGCAUCGGCGACCCAUCUCUCCUCAUCCACCCUGCACACCCUGCGCACACACCUGAAAUGCCGCAUCGGGUAUGCCCUCACCACACCUUCCGUCGCCGGCGCCAUCGCUCAGACCAACAUCCUCGACUACCGCGACAAAGGCAGCAAGGUAUGUGUCGGCGGACCCUUGAGCUCCGUCGAAGUGCAUCUAUCCGGUGAUGAGGGCGUGAUGGGCACCCACACCCCGCGUGGAACUAUCACCAUUAAAGGACCCCCUGUGGUAUCGGGCAAGACGUCACUGGAUAAUAUCGAAGUGCAGAUCGAUGAAGAUCACACGUUGCUUCUGCUUUAG